GGUCUGUCGCAAGUGCAAGUGAGGCAGCGAAGGCAGGAAUUCCACUGGAUAGCUACCAAGAGGGUUCUCAAAUUGAUUUUGCAUUUGAUGAUGCUGAUGUUAUAGAAGAAGGAUCACUAAUUGCUGUCAUUGGACGCCGUAAAUUGCAUGGUGAGGAAUCUGUACUAGAAAAGAAGUCCAUACUAAAUGCUUCCAAUAAACUUGCAUUCAUUAUUGAAGAAAACCAGUACAAAGGUGGUCUGGAGGGUUCUAUUCCUGUUUUAGUUCAGUCUUUAGACUGGUUGGAAACUGCUGAAGAGAUUGAUGAUAUGUUCUUGGGCGAUGCUGAGGUCUGGAGAAGACCAUCUAUAGGGCAAGCUGGGCCCCUUGGAGGUGACUUCCCACUAGUCACCAAAGAAGGACAUAAUUUGCUCGAUGUUAUUUUUACAUCUCCAAUUGAAAGCCUCGCUAAAGUGGCAGAAAACCUCGAUACAAUUAAGGGUGUUGCAGGGCAUGGAAUCAUUUCAAAAUUUCCGUGCACAGUGGUAAUUGCCUCCCAGGAUGGGCUCAAUGUGGUGGAUAAAUUGACAGAAAAGGUAGUGGGAUGAGAAUUUGGAUCAGAGUGAUUCAUGAAGUAAACGGAGAGAUAAAGAGGUGGGUCCUAUUUUUGUAAAUUCACUUUUAGAACCAUUCCCUCUCUAUUUUCAUUUUUCCCCCCUUCAUUUGGCCUAAAAGUGAGUUUAGAUUAUCAAUAUUUAGUUAGUUAUAAUAUCAUAUUAUGUAAUAUAGAUCUGUGGCAGCGCAUUUUGUUUUUCUUUGUUUUUUUUCCCUUUUGGUUUCUUGUCUGCCUCUGCAAGUGAGAUAAAUAGGCAAUAAAGUAUAGUGCAGUUAACAUAAGAAUUUGGUUUACAAAGAAAAGUUAAUAA
Neltuma alba is the source of this 905-nucleotide messenger RNA. Its product is annotated as probable ribose-5-phosphate isomerase 4, chloroplastic. Bases 309 to 587 code for a protein of 92 amino acids. The transcript has 7 exons. NCBI's taxonomy places the organism in Eukaryota, Viridiplantae, Streptophyta, Magnoliopsida, Fabales, Fabaceae. The record is from RefSeq and is a predicted model, not a curated record. Gene Ontology annotation, biological process: pentose-phosphate shunt, non-oxidative branch. Gene Ontology annotation, molecular function: ribose-5-phosphate isomerase activity.